AUGCCACCAGCAAGCAAAGCUGAUAAGAAGGCGGCAGUUGAUGUGGCUGCAUGGAUGUUCAACGUAGUCACUUCAGUUGGGAUCAUAAUCGUGAACAAGGCCUUAAUGGCUACUUAUGGCUUCAGAUUUGCGACAACAUUAACUGGUUUGCAUUUUGCUACCACAACCUUGAUGACGGCUGUUCUAAGAUGGCUGGGCUACAUCCAACCUUCUCAUCUACCUGUAAUGGAGCUUCUAAAAUUUAUCAUAUUUGCAAAUUUCUCUAUAGUAGGAAUGAAUGUCAGCCUAAUGUGGAAUUCAGUGGGAUUUUACCAGAUUGCGAAGCUGACUAUGAUCCCUGUCUCCUGCUUGUUGGAAGUUGUGUUUGACAAGAUACGAUAUUCGAGAGAUACAAAGCUUAGCAUCUUAGUUGUACUCCUUGGUGUUGCUGUCUGUACAGUUACUGAUGUGAGUGUUAAUGCCAAGGGAUUCAUUGCUGCUUUUAUUGCAAUUUGGAGUACGUCACUGCAACAGUAUUAUGUUCAUUUUCUUCAGAGAAAGUAUUCUCUUACGUCAUUUAAUCUAUUGGGUCACACUGCACCAGCCCAAGCUGCAUCACUAUUGUUGUUAGGCCCUUUUCUUGAUUAUUGGUUGACGAACAAGAGAAUUGAUGCCUUUGACUUCCAUCUUCCGUCAAUGGUGUUCUUGAUCCUAUCAUGCACGAUUGCUGUGGGUACAAAUCUCAGCCAGUUCAUCUGCAUCGGCAGAUUCACUGCUGUCUCAUUUCAAGUGCUAGGACAUAUGAAAACUAUCCUUGUAUUGAUUCUCGGUUUCUUAUUUUUUGGGAAAGAGGGCCUUAACAUACAAGUAGUUAUUGGCAUGAUUAUUGCCGUUAUUGGUAUGAUCUGGUACGGCAAUGCCUCAUCUAAACCUGGAGGCAAAGAAAGACGUAGUUAUUCAAUACCCAGAAGCAGUCAGCAAAAGCAUGGAGGAUUAACAGAAUCUUCUGAAGUCGAUGAAAAGGUAUAA
Molecule: messenger RNA, 1008 nt
Organism: Striga hermonthica
Lineage: Eukaryota; Viridiplantae; Streptophyta; Magnoliopsida; Lamiales; Orobanchaceae
Source: the annotation of a GenBank genome assembly